Molecule: messenger RNA, 1860 nt
Organism: Anopheles darlingi
Lineage: Eukaryota; Metazoa; Arthropoda; Insecta; Diptera; Culicidae
Exons: 1
Coding region: 119-484 (121 amino acids)
Source: RefSeq, a predicted model, not a curated record
ACACGGAGGGAAAGAAAGAACGAGAGAGAGAGAGAGAGAGCGAGCAACAGCAACCCGUUGCAUCAUCACCCCUAUCAACUACCGGCGAUCCAAGGUACUACUCAACUCAGCCACAACGAUGGUCCUGUCCCUGUUUAUGGUGCAAACGUUGACCACCCUGGUCGAACCGCCACCGGCGAUCGGGGGUCCCAAGGGUUUAACGCAUCCAGCGAUCGCCGGAGCGCAACCGCAGGCCAACAUUGCGGUGUUUAUGUUUCUGUUUAUGCUGUGCGUGCUGGAGGUAGUGUUCGUCAAGCUGAUCACCCUGACGUCCUUUGGUAGUGAGGCGGCUACUGCUGCGGCUGCGGCUGCCACAGCCACCGGCACCACCACCGCGAGGACGACGACGGCCACCGCCACUGGGGCUACUACUGCGACUACGACUGCGGAUGCGACUUUUUCUUCUUCACCACCACCACCACUGGUGCCAGUGCUCGGCAGCUAGACCUUCAUCGGCAGAGCCUUCAUCAUGAUUGCGAAACAGUCGUCGCGUUUCGUCUCUCGCGCCGUCAGUUCGAGGUCAGACAACAGACCUCCCUCCCCAUCCCCCUUUUUCCGCUCGGAGCGAAUCGCGAUUCGAGGAGAAAGGUAGAAAGCCGCAACGCGCCCGUUUGUGUGGCCGAUGGCGAUGGUGGAUAUAGUCAUAGUCUUAGCAGAGUAGACGUUGCGAACGAGGUUAUCAGGGUAUUUAUUGUAAAAACAGACACACACACACACACACUCAGACACUGUGGUGCAUCUCUUUAAAGUGAUAAAAACUAAAAUAAAUUGGAAGUAGGAAUCUCUGUUAUCUUUUGUGGGGCUCUAGUGUAUCUGAUAACAAGCGAUGGUUGGUUGAUGGAUUAUGGAAGCGAACAUCGCGCUGUGCGUAAUCGAAAACCAUCUAAUUUGAUUACGUUAUCAUGCGAGUGUGUCUGUACGAUGGUAGUGAUGAUCUAAAUGUUCAAUAGGCGAAAAGAAUAUGGAGCAACGAAGCAUUGAAACCAAACGCGCAAUACACACAAUAGCUUAUUAAUCCGAUGCCGAUAGCGGUACUACAGAUAGAUAAGGGAAGAUUGAAAAGAGGGAAAAGAGAGAGAGAGAGAGAAAUCCGUGGCAUGCAAAUAGGUUGCAGCUGUUGCUGAAUGCAGCAGAGCGCAUUGUGUAUAGCAUUCAGACUCAUUGUAGACAUUAAAAAAAACCCAGAUAUUAGAUUAUCAAGAGCAUAGUAGCUGGACGUGGAAACGAACGCUUCAAAAAGCUUCCAGUUUAGUUCUCUGCCGGGAACUUUUAUCGAUUAGCCCCGCGGAUGAGCCGAUGUGGAACAAAUGAAUUCCAAAAUAGACAAUAGCAAGUGACAGCGCCGUGGAGCCUAGUCGAUGAGGGACUUAGUAGACGAUGAGCAACACACACACACACACACACACACACACACACACACACACACACACACAGGCAUACAGACACGGAUACAGGGGGAGAGGUUGCUCUAAUCAGCAUGCAAAAUGUCAAAUGCACCAAUUCAAGUCAGGGACAAGCACUGGAAGGUUUUGCUAAAUCGAUCGUUUACUGUCGAGCGAGUUGUAGCGGCUCAUUUGACGCUUCCGUUCCGCCAUUUAACAUUCCACCAAGCGUGCCACAUACUAGUUUAUCGCCAAGCCAAGAGCUGGGAGUGUGUUGUGUGUAUGUGAUGUAAGUAGUGCGUGAGAUAGACAGUUAGUGGUUUUUUUUCGGCAAACGAUGAGACGCAUAAAUGGCGUUUAUGUGUUAGUCUAGUAUAGGAAUAGUUAAGCAGCAACUCAAGUUGGUUCGUGAAUCGUGUUGAAUAAAUAGUGAAAAGUA